Pongo pygmaeus (Bornean orangutan) is the source of this 3109-nucleotide messenger RNA. Its product is annotated as STAG3-like protein 3. Lineage: Eukaryota; Metazoa; Chordata; Mammalia; Primates; Hominidae. Gene Ontology annotation, biological process: establishment of meiotic sister chromatid cohesion; sister chromatid cohesion. Gene Ontology annotation, molecular function: chromatin binding. The record is from RefSeq and is a predicted model, not a curated record. The transcript has 7 exons. The coding region runs from base 131 to 817 and encodes 228 amino acids. Gene Ontology annotation, cellular component: nucleus; meiotic cohesin complex; chromatin.
ACCGGACCGCGUUCUCGCCGAACCACCGCAGCAGGGUUAGAAGGGAGAUGGCCGCCCUCAGUCGUGGCCUUUGACGGUUUCCGAGCGUUGGUAUUUGGCAUGCGCUACCCCCUCUUGCUUUGGUUCCGCCAUGCCGAUGUACCAGGUAAAGCGUUAUCACGGGCGCGUCGCGCUUCUCCGUGUGGAACUUCUCACCUGCAUGUACCGGCUCCCCAACGUGCAAGGCAGGAGCGGCCGCCCAGCGCCCUGCGUUGGCCACGUGCAGCUCCAAGAGCAUCAAGAGGAGAUUGAGGGGAUGAUGAAUACCCUCUUCAGGGGUGUCUUUGUUUAUCGGUGCAGGGAUGUCCUUCCUGAGAUCCGUGCUAUCUGCAUCGAGGAAAUUGGUUGUUGGAUGCAAAGCUACAGCAUUUCUUUCCUCACCGACAGCUAUUUAAAAUAUAUUGGUUGGACUCUGCAUGAUAAGCACCGAGAAGUCCUGAAGUGCAUGAAGGCUCUGAAAGGGCUGUACGGCAGUCGGGACCUGACCGCACGCCUGGAGCUCUUCACCAGCUGUUUCAAGGACUGGAUGGUUUCCGUGGUCAUGGACAGAGAGUAUGAUGUGGCAGUGGAGGCCAUCAGAUUACUGAUACUUAUCCUUAAGAACAUGGAAGGGGUGCUCACAGACGCAGACUGUGAGAGCGUCUACCCCGUUGUGCAUGCCUCUAAUCGAGGCCUGGCCGCUGCUGCGGGCGAAUUUCUGUACUGGAAACUCUUCUACCCUGAGUGCAAGAUAAGAACGAUGGGUGCAAGAGAGCAACGCCAGAGCCCAGGCGCCUAGAGGACUUUCUUCCAGCUUCUGCUGUCCUUCUUUGUGGAGAGCGAGGUGACAUACACAGAGAGAAGUCUGGCUGUUGUGCAUAGGACCUACAAGUGGGCUGGGCUUGGUGGCUCAUGCCUGUAAGUCCAGCACUUUGGGAAGCUGAGGUGGGAGGAUCCUUUGAGCCCAGGAGUUUGAGACCAGCUUGGGCAACAUAGUGAGACCCUGUCUCUACCAAAAAAAAAAAAAAAAACAAAAGACAAAUGGAGAAGGAUGGGGGUGGACACUGUAGGAAGGAGAGCGAUAUUUAAUCAGUAACCACUUCCUAGGGUAUUUUAACAUGCCAUCACUAAAUCCCCAUGCACCUCCUUCCCCAGCUCCACGACCACGCUGCUUACUUAGUAGACAGCCUGUGGGACUGUGCAGGGACUCAGCUGAAGGACCGGAAGAGUCCGACAAGCCUGCUGCUGGAGAAGGACCAGAGCACGUGCCACAUGGAGCCAGGGACAGGGACCUUCCACCUCCUAGGGUGAAACCAGGAGAGAUUGCUUGCCUGACUUGUACAAGGCAGGAACGGUGGCAUGGGGUGGGGGGAACUUGGAGUUGGAAGGUGGCUAAUCUUUGAUUCUAUGUUUUUGAUCCUCCUGGCACUCCAGACCUGGGUGAUGUGCAGGAGAGCACACUGAUAGAAAUCCUUGUGUCCAGUGCCCAGCAACUCCUGCCUCAGCCUCCUGAGCAGCUGGGACUACAGGAGCCCGCCACCAUGCCCGGCUAAUUUUUUUGUAUUUUUAGUAGAGACAGGUUUUCACCGUGUUAGCCAGGAUGGUCUUGAUCUCUUGACCUUGUGAUCCGCCUGCCUCAUCCUCCCAAAGUGCUGGAAUUAUAGGCGUGAGCCCCCGUGCCUGGCUGCCUAAGGUUUUUUCUUUGCUUUUUAAAAAACAGCUUCAUAUUAAGUAACACUGUAGUAACCAUUAUUUCAUAUGCAAGUAUGUGUUUUCUAGUGUACAUUUUUAAAUGGGACUUUACGUGACAGCUUUAUUGAGAUACAACUUACAUAUCAUAAAAAUCACCCCCCUUUUUUUUUUGAGACAGAGUCUCGCUCUGUCACCCAGGCUGAAGUGCAGUGGCGUGAUCUUGACUCACUGCAACCUCUGCCUCCCAGGUUCAAGUGAUUCUCCUGCCUCAGUCUCCUGAGUUGCUGGGACUGCAGGUGCCCACCACCACGCCCGGCCAGUUUUUGUAUUUCUAGUAGAGACAGGGUUUCACCAUGUUGGCCAGGCUGGUCUUGAACUCCUGACCUUGUGAUCUGCCCACCUCGGCCUCCCAAAGUGCUCCCAAAGUGCUGGUGAGCCACCGCGCCCAGCCAAAAAUCACCCUUUUAAAGUGUACACUUAGCAUAUUCACUGAAUUGUACAACCUUCACCACUAUCUAAUUUUAGAACAUUUUCAUUAUUCCAAAAGAAACCACAUACCCAUUCGCAGUCUCUGCCCAUCUUCCCAGCCUUAGGUAGUAUCACUAAUAGAAUUCCUAUCUCUUGAUUUGCCUGUUCCGGACCUUUCGUAUAAAUGGAAUCGUAUAAUAUGUGGCCUUUUAUGUCCAGCUUCUUUCACUUAGCACAGUGUUUUCAACGUUCAUCCAUACUUUGACAUAUAUCAGUAUCUCAUACCUUUUUAUGACCAAAACAAUAUGCCAUUGUGUGGAUGUGCCACAUUCUACUUAUCUACUUGUCAGUUGAUUGACAUUUGGGCUGUUUUAUGCAUAAUGCUGCUAAACAUGCAUGUACCCAUUUUUGGGUGGAUGCAUCUUUUCAGUUAUCUUGAGAUAUACCUGGGAGUGGAAUUGCUGGGUCCUGUGGCAAUUCUAUAUUUAAGUUUUUGAGGAACUACCACACUCUUUUCCAAAGUACCUACACCAUUUUACAAUCCUGCCAGCAAUGUAUGGGGGCCCUGGUUUCUCCAUGUUGUCACCGGUACUUAUUAUUGUCUUUUUAAAUUUUAUCCAUCUCCUGGUAACUGUGAGGUGUGGUAUCUCAUUGUGGUUUAAAUUUGCAUUUCCCUAAUGACCAAUGGUAUUGAGCAUUUUUUCAUGUGCUUAUUGACAAUUUGUUUAUCUUCUUUGGAGAAAUGUCUGUUCUGAUCCUUUACUAUUUUAAAAUAGGGUUGUCUUUUUAUUGUUGAGUUGUAAGUAUUCUUUAUAUAUUCUAGACACGAGAUUCCUUAUGCUAUGCAAACAUUUUCUCCCAUUUUUUGGGUUGUCUUUUCGUGUUAUUGGUGGUGUCCUUUGAAACAUAAAAGUUCUUGAAUUUGGUAAAA